Messenger RNA from Penicillium arizonense, 1047 nucleotides. RefSeq names its product glycoside hydrolase family 12 protein. Gene Ontology annotation, biological process: polysaccharide catabolic process. The record is from RefSeq and is a predicted model, not a curated record. The transcript is spliced from 4 exons. NCBI's taxonomy places the organism in Eukaryota, Fungi, Ascomycota, Eurotiomycetes, Eurotiales, Aspergillaceae. Gene Ontology annotation, molecular function: cellulase activity. The coding region runs from base 1 to 1047 and encodes 348 amino acids.
AUGGUGUUUGGAGUAGGAUUGAUCAUCAACGCGGUCCUAGUGGCCAUCCCGGUCGGGGGAAGCGUUGGAGCAUUGAUGGGCAUCGACGCCCACCGAGCGGCAACAGGACAGAAGCCUUUAUUCGCAGGUGGAAACACAGAGGAUGGCUCUAGCCCAGGCGGAGGAAAUGGUGGAAGUGGAAGUACAGGCGACGGCGGCAACCACAACAGUACCUCUUCGGUCCACGGCACACAAAGCACAGAGUACUGCGAUCUCUCAUGGGGAAUUACACCACCAUCCAAGACCGAGCAGUAUACCCUGAACCCGAAUCAAUGGGGUGUGGAUGGCACCACUGUUGGCAAAUUGUGUAUGAAUGUGACUACCUUCAAGAACGAGACUUAUCCCACCAAGACUGCACCGGAAUUCUCCGUGAACUGGAUGUUCGACGCUGGUCCAGAGACCCAGCCUGUGCACGCUUACUCCAACAUCCGGGUGGAUAAUGUCUUGCCUCUGGCUUUGGACUCGAUGCAAGAGCUGUAUCUCGACCUGCACUGGACAUAUGGAGUUGGCAACACCUCCGCCGAGACCACAUCCCAAGACGACUUAACCACUGCGAACCUCAAUACCAACGUGGCUAUUGAUAUGUUCUUGGACAGCGACAAGGAUAAAGCAGAGAACGGUACCAACGCCCAGUACGAAGUCAUGGUGUGGUUUGCGCAGUUUGGUCCUGCCACCCAGCCGAUCGGUCUCAGUGACAAGUCAAAGGCAACCAGAGAGUUGAAUGGAACUACAUUCGAUCUCUUCGUUGGCAAAAACGGGCAAGGCCAGACUGUUAUGUCUUGGGUUGCGCAAGAAGCCGUCAGCGGCGGUUUCAAGGAAAAGUUCACUGGUGACAUCUACCCUCUCAUCACCGAUCUUUACACUCUGGACCCUUCGAAACUGAAAGACCUUACUCCCCCCAGCAAAGGUGACUUCCUGGGCAGUUUGGCUUUCGGAACCGAAGCCUUCUACUCCAACAGCUUUGUCACAUUCUCGGUGCCGCAGUAUAAGAUCGACAUCCGGACUUGA